Molecule: messenger RNA, 3277 nt
Organism: Poecilia latipinna (sailfin molly)
Lineage: Eukaryota; Metazoa; Chordata; Actinopteri; Cyprinodontiformes; Poeciliidae
Gene: cdh15
Product: cadherin 15, type 1, M-cadherin (myotubule)
Exons: 14
Coding region: 333-2741 (802 amino acids)
Biological process (GO): cell-cell adhesion mediated by cadherin; adherens junction organization; calcium-dependent cell-cell adhesion
Cellular component (GO): plasma membrane; adherens junction; catenin complex
Molecular function (GO): beta-catenin binding; calcium ion binding; cadherin binding
Source: RefSeq, a predicted model, not a curated record
UCUCUUCCAUCAGGCCUGUGAGUGACAGCACAUGUGCUGGGGUUCAUUGGAGGCCUGCUGCUGAAAUUCUAACCCCUUUUACCCCACGACUGUGAGACAUACCCCAGCUAUGGACAGGGUGGAGCUGUUGGAGACAGAUGCUGGGAGAGGGAAGGAAGGACAGACUUGCAACGGUGGAAGGACAGAGAGGGAAAGACAGAGAACGGUUUGGAAAUUGACCUGUUUUGGCCAGUUGUUUUUUUUUUUUUGUGAAGUAAAGCCACAGAGGAGGCUAAGAUCUGGCUGUGGUCAGAGGUCUGUGUAGACUGAGGUUCUAAGACCUGGUUUUGAGGAUGGCUUUGUGGAGGUUGAUGAGCUGCUUGCUGAGUCUGCUGGUCUGUCAGGUCUGCAGCUCUGCUGAGUAUCGCCACAGUGAGGCACAGCAGGACCCUCACGCCCUUUACCUCUGGAGAAAUCGAGGAAAAGGGAUGAUAAGAGUCAAGAGAGACUGGAUCAUCCCCCCCAUCAGAGUUUCAGAGAACAGCAAAGUUGUUCCUGAAAACCUGGUCCAGAUCAAAUCAGACAAGAUCUUCUCAGGAGAGGUGAUCUACAAGCUAGAGGGACCAGGGGUGGACCAGGAGCCCAAAAACCUGUUUGAGAUUGAUGAUAAAACAGGAAUGAUCAGGAGCAAGAGGCCGCUGGACAGAGAGCAGCACCGCAGCUUUACGCUGAAGGCAUUUGCCCUGUCCCCCAGCGGAGAAAGACUGGAGAACCCCACAACCAUCGAGAUAGUGGUGCUGGAUCAGAACGACAACAAGCCCGUUUUCACCCAAAAGCAGUUUUUUGGGUCAGUCCAGGAGUUCUCUGUCCCAGGAACAUUGGUGAUGUCAGUCUCAGCCACAGAUGCAGAUGACCCGAUGACAGAAAACGCAGCGCUGGGCUUCUCCAUCGUCGGUCAGGAGAGCAUUCCUCCCAAUGCUGUAAACAAGACUAUGUUUGGUAUUAACAACCAAACAGGAGCUAUUUACACCAGAGAUGUGGGCCUGGACCGAGAGGUGGUGAAGGAGUUCAAGCUAAAGCUGCGGGUUGCUGAUAUGGGGGGCGACGGAUUAAUCAGUGAUGCUGUAGCCAUCAUCACCGUAUCGGAUAUCAACAACCAUGCACCCCAGUUCCACCCUACCUCAUACAACAUUGAGGCACUGGAGAACGUUUACAACGUGGAGAUUGGCCGAGUGAGCGUGACAGACAGAGACGACCCUGGAACAGGAAACUGGAAGGUCAAAUACACGGUGUCUCAUGACCCAUUUGGAAACUUUGCCAUCCAGACAGAUCCAGUCACCAACCAGGGAAUCCUGACUGUGGUGAAGCCCCUGGAUUAUGAAGUCAAAAGGGAGCACACCUUGAUUCUUACUGUGGAAAAUAUCAAUCCUCUGAGCAUCAAGGCGCCCAACUUACCUCUGAGCUCUGCCACUGUGUCAGUCACAGUUGUCAACGAGAAUGAGGCUCCGUAUUUUAAGGAGAACCCCAUACUGAUCCAGGUCCCCGAGAACGAGAAACCCGGAAAGCUGCUCAAAAGCAGCAUUGCCUCAGACCCAGACCAUUCUGAACUGAGAUUUGAAAUUAGCCAAGACCCCGAGGGGUGGCUGGACAUCAACCGAGAAACGGGAAACAUUUUCCUCAGAAGGUCCUUCAACAUGAGAUCCCCACAUGUCAAAAACAACAUUUACAGUGCAGUCAUCAAGGUUACAGAUGCCGGUGGUGCUUCAGCCUCUGCAGCAGUGAACAUCAUCCUGGAGGAAACCAAUGACUUCCCUCCCCAGCUCCUCCCUUUGAGCCGUUUCUUAUGCGCGGGUGGCAGCAGAAGGACUCCUGGUUUCUUACUAACUGCUGUGGAUGAAGAUCGUUCUCCACAUGCCGCUCCCUUCAUUUUUGUCAUUCCUGACUCUUCGUUGUCAAACUGGACUGUCACUAAAGUCAACGAUACUCAUGCCAUCCUCCGGCCCACUGUAGAGCUGGAAGCUGGAGAGUAUGCAGUCACAGUGUGGGUCACAGACUCCGGCAGCCCAUCUCAGAGCGCUUCAAGUCAAGUCAACGUCACCGCAUGUCUGUGUGACUCCUAUGGUGACUGUAGAUCUGAGGCAGGGGCUUUCUUAGGCUCCAGAGUGGGAAUCAGCUUCAUUGCUCUCAUUAUUAUCAUUGCAUCUGGUGUUCUUCUACUUGUGCUGCUAUUCCUGGCUGUGGCUAUAAAUGCCUGCGGGAGACGUCACCACAUAAAGAAAGGGUCGGGUCUGCUUGUCGGGGAAUCGGAGGACGACAUACGCGAUAACAUCCUCAACUACGACGAGCAGGGAGGCGGUGAGGAGGAUGAGAACGCCUUCAACAUUGACCUGCUGUGGAACCCCCGUGACGCGCCUCCCGCCCCGUGGUCCUUCUACCCGGGGUCUGGCCUUCCUCGAGGCAAGCAGCCCCUCAGGAAGGACGCCCCACACAACCUGCCCUCCCCCACUUACCCCCGGCGGCCUCCUGCAGAUCCCGCUGAUAUCGAGGACUACAUCAACGAAGGCUUGGAGGCUGCAGACAACGAUCCCAACGUGCCUCCAUACGACACAGCCCUGAUCUACGACUUCGAGGGAGAAGGCUCAGUGGCCGGCAGCCUCAGCUCCAUCGCUUCGGGCAGCUCGGACGGAGAUCAGGACUACGAUUACCUCAACGACUGGGGACCACGGUUUCAGAAACUAGCCAAUAUGUACGACCCACGUUAAAGCCAACAGAACAGGAUCUGUGGAGUUUAGGGCACACUUCAUGCUUGAGGUGAUUUUUUUUUUUUCUUUUCUGGACACAUUUGAAAGUUAUUUGAGUCCAACACAGGAUCCUAAGAAAAAGCGAAUGGGACUUGAAUCCAGUGUGCCUUAUUUGAGUUUAUUUGAACACAACCUACAAGGUGACUUAAUGCAGCAUUUUGUGAAGUGAGUCAUUCAAAGUUGUGCAUGCUGAAUGCAGAAUGUCUGUCCAUCUUCUUGCAGCUUACUAAUGAUGCACUAAAAAGGCAUGAAAUAUUUGGUUUUUUUUAUGUAUUUCUUCUUUUUUUAUAUAUACGUAAUUUUAUAAGAUGAGUCUUUUAAUAUUUUUGCUUUUGUGUUCAACAACAAACCCUCCAUUCCAGCAUUUGUUCAUCUUUAAGGGAGGUAGCUCUACAGACAGCAACAUGGAACAUUCAGAAAUAUCUUACCUGGAGGUAAUGAGUUGAAACGUUUUUCUUUUUUUUUUUUUAAUAAAUGUUGCCUAAAUUCAGAUUUUA